AUGGAAAGGAAGGCAUUUUUGGACCAAGAACCUCCUCCUGGAUAUGUGGCCGGUUUAGGAAGAGGUGCUACAGGGUUUACCACUCAAGCAGAUGUUGGUACUGGAAGAAUUGUGCCUGCAAGUUUUAGCGAUGAAGAAUCCGAUGAUGAGGAUUUUGUAGAUGAUAGAUUCAAGGAUGCAGAUGAAACAGAAAAUGGGCUCAACGGUUUCAAAGAGAAAGACGAUAGCGACAAUGAGGCCGAUCAAGUCUUUGCUGAAAUUGAAGAGAGAUUGAAGCGAAGAAAUAAAAGGAAAAAUGAAGUUCAAGAGGAUGAGGAGCCUCUUGACGAAAUCAAAAAAAACUUUCAAGAGUUGAAAAAGAAUUUGACUUCUAUCUCUGAGGAAGAAUGGUUCAACUUACCGGAAUCUGGUGAUUUGACAAGAAAGAAUAAGAGGGCACGGUUAGAAGAGCAACAGCAACAGAGGUUUUAUGCGGUGCCAGAUUCUGUCAUUAAUGGGGUGGUAGCUGACACAAUGGAAACUUCCAAUUCGAUUGAUGUCACUAAAAUCUCUGUGGCAAAGGACAGGUUACUAGGGUUGAGGCUAGACGAACAAUUAGAUACCGAAGGGAAUGACGUCCAGGAGUACUUAGACUCUCUCAAGGAACAGGAAGAUUUUUCAGCCAAGUUUGGAGACAUAAAUAGAGCCAGAUUGAUAUUAAACUCAUUGAGGAAAACAGAACCACAUAGGGGUUCAAGCUGGAUUGCUUCUGCAAGAUUGGAAGAGCAAAGCAAAAACUUUUCCAAGGCUAAAGAGCUUAUCAUGCAAGGUUGCAAGAUGUGCCCUAGAGAUGAGAAUGUUUGGCUGGAACGAAUCAGACUUAAUAAAACUACUGAUACAACUCUUUGCAAAAUUAUUGUAACAGAAGGGCUGCAGUAUAAUGUAAAAAGUGUUAAGCUGUGGUUACAGGCAAUUGAUUUGGAAAAUGAAUCGUUUUCCAGAAAGAGAAUUCUUCGAAAGGCUUUAGAGAAUUUGCCUAGAAGCGUUCCACUGUGGAGAAGAAUGAUCGAAGAAGAAAGCUCCCAGGAAGAAAAACUUAAACUGUUAACAAAAGCCGUGGAACUAAUACCUGAUAAUUCUGAAUUAUGCGUCGAUUACAUUAGAAUGGAACAGAAACAUAAUCUUGAACGGGCAAAGCUAUUUUUAAAAGAUUCCUUGACUAAAAUUCCACAGUCUGUGGACCUUACCCUUCUAUCUUGCGAAAUAAAGGAGUAUGAGCAAAAUUCAGGGAAUGAGCCCACCAGUACGGAGAUACUAUCAAUUGUCUUCUUGGACGUUCUCCAGUCAUUGAAGAAUCAGGAUAAGAAAUUGACUUUCAAGGAAUGGUUGAAGUACUGUGAAGAGUACGAAAAGAAAGGAGAAUACAAGAAUUUGGUCAAAGUGAUUAUUGAAAAUACGGUUACGUUUGGGUUUGAAGACGUUCCAGAGCCAGAACUUGUUGCCACCGUGAAUAAGAUUGCCUACGAGUACGAAGGGACAGAGCUUGCCCGUCUUUCCAGUCUAAUUUAUUACGCAUUAACAGAAAAAUUCCCAUUCAACUCUUCCGCAUGGAAAAGUUUUAUCAACCAUGACAAGAGUGGAAUUGAGGAUAGAUUCGAAAAAUGCUUGGAUAAGAAUCCAACCUGGGUCGAGUUCUGGAUUUCCUAUAAUUCUACUCUGUUGAAAAAUGGCAACAUCGAGAAAGCAAGAGAUGUUUUAGAUCGUGCUACGAAGCACAAUCCUCGGGAUCCAAAGCUGAUUGUUAAAAGUAUUGAGUUUUGCUUUAAUGGACCCAACCGCACGGAGUCUUUGGAGUUGAUUGAAAAGGGAAUUGCAAAGUUUCCUGAACUUAAAAUUUUUUACGUUUACAAGAUCAAAAUCAGCGAUGCAUUAAAAAUUUCAUCUAACAAGUUACUUCAAGUAUGUGAUGAUGGCAUUUCAAAACACAGCAAAGCGGAAGAAAUGUACCUGUUAAAAAGUGAGAUUCUCAUCAAAGGGGGUGAUAUUGAUACAGCAAGAACUACUUUGGAGCAGGGUAUCACAAACUGUUCACAAUCACUUUCUCUUAGGUUAAAACUAUGUUUCUUGGAUGAAUUCAAAAUGAGAAUUAUCACGAGAGCUAGAACAGUUUUGGAACUUGCAGUCACAGAAAUCAAAUCUGAUCUCACCUGGUUCGAAUUGAUUCGCUUUGAGAAUAGAAACAGAUCAAAAGAAGACGCUCAGAUUGUCCUUAGUAAGGCGUUGCAAAAGCAUCCUAGUUCAGUUCUACUACUAAUCUUGAGAAUACAAUUUGAAGAACGGGCUUCCAAGAGAAGAAACCUAUACAUCGAGGCUUUGAAAAAAACUAAUGAAGAUAAACUGUUAGUUUCUGUGAUUGCUCACAAUCUAUGGAGAAGGGACGGUAAGCCAGAAAAAGCAUUCAAAUUUUUCAAACAGUCACUGGAAUCUUCAGUAGAAAAUGGAGACAUUCUGAGCAUAUAUUACAACUUCAUAAGGAAGAAUGGAUCCCCAGAACAAUUGCAAGAUUUCUGGACUACGGUCGAUAAAAUCGAUAAGGACCAACUGAAAAAAGGAUAUUACUGGAUUCAAGAGACUCAAGACUUGACACCCUGGAAGCAAACCGAGGAAAUGAUCGAAAAUACAGCCAGGAAGUUGGAUAACGACUUGAUAUAUGUUUAA
Messenger RNA from Komagataella phaffii GS115, 2697 nucleotides. RefSeq names its product Splicing factor, component of the U4/U6-U5 snRNP complex. The transcript has a single exon. Bases 1 to 2697 code for a protein of 898 amino acids. NCBI's taxonomy places the organism in Eukaryota, Fungi, Ascomycota, Pichiomycetes, Pichiales, Pichiaceae. The record is from RefSeq and is a predicted model, not a curated record. Gene Ontology annotation, biological process: mRNA splicing, via spliceosome. Gene Ontology annotation, molecular function: protein binding.